Molecule: messenger RNA, 6732 nt
Organism: Centruroides sculpturatus (bark scorpion)
Lineage: Eukaryota; Metazoa; Arthropoda; Arachnida; Scorpiones; Buthidae
Product: zinc finger protein 423-like
Exons: 8
Coding region: 468-6101 (1877 amino acids)
Molecular function (GO): nucleic acid binding; zinc ion binding
Source: RefSeq, a predicted model, not a curated record
GAAGGAUAGAAAAAAUUCCCUAGGGGUCACGCGCGAUCACGUGAUGCCCCACCUGUCCUUGGCCGUCAUUGCGCAUGACCGGAAGUUUCCCACACGCUGCUAAGUGAUAAGGAAGUAGAAUGGUAAGCACUCGGUUGUCCUCCCCUUUAAGCUCUUGCAGAGACGAUGCUAAAUGGUUUACCGUCAGAUGAUGGGUAGAAGACGAGUACCGAGUGCGAUAAUGCUCAGCAGGAACACAGCAUCUUCUCGUUCGAUCGUACGCUAAUUCCCCGAGCGACUCGAACGAUGUCUUUCAACCUCCUCGCGGCCCGCUCAUUUCCUGCGGGGACAGUCUCCAUGACGUAGCGUCCUCCACAUGCCAGACUCGGCUUUAGAUUGAAUACGAGAGUAUCCAGUCAGCUGUCACUGUGUGGUGUGUGUAGUGUGCGUGGGGUGGAGGCGACAGCACCCAUAAAGCGUCGUCGACCAUGUCCCGGCGCAAACAGGCUAACCCCCGUGCAUUAAAACGUGAAGGUUUAGAAGAUUUAAGUCUGUGCUACGAAAGCAGUCCGGAAAUAAUCAUGCCCUGUUCUGUUGGAAUUUGCGACGAUGAUACCACGCCUAUGUUAGGACUGAACGGCGGGGUUGGUACACCCACAUCGUGGAGGUCUUCGGACACCCCUGAUGACCAGUCCUUAUCCUUGUCUCCUACCAGCUGCGCCACACCCUCUGAUCCAGAUACCGACCUCACCUACACCAUUGGGGUGACAGAGAACACGCCCUACGCCUGCCAGUUUUGUGACAAGGCCUUUCCUCGUCUCAGCUACCUGAAAAGACAUGAACAGAUUCACAGUGACCAGAUGCCGUUUAAAUGUGACUAUUGCCAGAGAUUAUUUAAACAUAAGAGGAGUAGAGAUCGUCACAUCAAACUACAUACGGGUGACAGAAAAUACCGAUGUCCUCAUUGCGAAUCGGCAUUUUCUCGUAGCGACCAUUUAAAGAUUCACUUGAAGACUCACGACAAUGCAAAACCUUUCCAAUGCACCGUUUGCAACAGAGGUUACAACACAGCAGCUGCUCUCACUUCCCACAUGCAAAACCACAAAAAAGAAAGCCAAGCCGGACAUAGUCCCUUCCGUUGUCUCCAAUGUUCUGCUUCUUUCACUAGCUCCAGGGAUUUACAGAGAUUAUUUAAACAUAAGAGGAGUAGAGAUCGUCACAUCAAACUACAUACGGGUGACAGAAAAUACCGAUGUCCUCAUUGCGAAUCGGCAUUUUCUCGUAGCGACCAUUUAAAGAUUCACUUGAAGACUCACGACAAUGCAAAACCUUUCCAAUGCACCGUUUGCAACAGAGGUUACAACACAGCAGCUGCUCUCACUUCCCACAUGCAAAACCACAAAAAAGAAAGCCAAGCCGGACAUAGUCCCUUCCGUUGUCUCCAAUGUUCUGCUUCUUUCACUAGCUCCAGGGAUUUACAGCAUCAUAUCAACACUCACAGAGAAGACAGUUCUUCUCCAGCAGAUAAAUCUUGCCAGUGUGCCUUUUGUCCUCAAUUUUGUCCUACACCAAACACUCUUAAACAUCACUUGGAACAAGUCCAUCCUGUCGAGAGUCAGGGUAGAUGUUCUAUUUGCCAGGAAACAUUUUUAUCGUUAGAAGCACUGAGUCAACAUAGAAAGCUGCAUAAGGAAGAACCGGAACAAGUUAAUGGACUCAACAAUAUAAACUUUACAUGUAGCUUAUGCAAUAAAGGCGAAUUUAAUAAUUUCGAAGAACUCCAACUACACGUGCAAUCGAAUCACAUUAAUGAACAGUUAACAGAUCCUAGUAUAGUUCACUGUCCUCCAUCAAGAAUCGACCAGGCUGGCAAUUUCGACUGUGAGUAUUGUACCAUGAAAUUUUCUUCUGUUCAAAGUUUACAACAGCAUACGUUAACGGUGCAUAGUUUCACGGAUGUGUUGUCUAAAUGUAGAGAAAACGUUUAUUGUUUCCAAUGCAAUAUGGUAUUUUCGAGUGUUGCAAUGCUCACUGAUCACGUUCGCACUAUCCACGAAACUGGAAGUGUGCCUUUGAAAACAGAACCUGUCGAUCAUCCCAUAACUAAUGGAAGGAAGAAAGCUAAAACAGAACACGUUCUUUAUAACGGUGCUUCUCAAUUCAACAAUCCUAAUACUUUACUCUGUAGCCAGUGCAAUGCAGCAUUUCCCGAUUUCGAGUCGUUUAGAAACCAUUUGAAGACUCACUUAGACGUGAUCAAGUUCUCUUGUACUGAAUGUGACGGAGAGUUUGGUAGCGAAGAACAACUCGAUAAUCACGUGAUUACCCAUUUUCUCUCUACCAGUACAGAAUAUGGUUGCCAGUGUUGUUUAAAAUUAUUUACUAAACCGGAUGAAUUGCAAAAACAUCUUAUGGAUAUUCACGCUCAUCAUCUGUAUAGAUGCGCUCUUUGCAAAGAAAUGUUUGAUUCUAAAGUUACUAUUCAAGUUCAUUUUGCUGUUAAACAUAGUAAUGAGUGCCGAUUGUUUCAGUGUACCACAUGUAAUUCUGUAUUCAGAACCGAAAUGGAAUUCCAACUACACGUUAAAGUUGCUCAUUUAUCAAAACACCAACCUUUCAGGUGUCUCUUAUGCGAAUUGUCUUUUCCUACAGAAUUGCAGUUACAAUAUCAUCUUCAGAGUCAUAAAAAGCAAUUUGUGUGUACACUUUGUGAUGAGGCUUUCCAUGUUGAAUUUUUGUUAGAUCGACAUUUGCAAACUCGUCAUUCUGGCGAAACCAUGGCUUCAACGGAUCCACAAGAUAUUGAUGAUAAUGUACAAAAUCUGAGCUUGAAAACAAGAACGAGACACGACACUACGUCUCCGACUUCCGAUCACAGAAAAACCAUUCGUUGUGAACUGUGCGAUAAUACAUUUCCAUCAGAUUCAUCCCUGAGCACACAUCGUAGACAAGUUCACAAUGUCCGCACUCAGAAAACAGGACAAAGUGCAGUCAGUUUGUUUUGUGCUUAUUGUAACGAGUCGUGCAAAUCGAGAACGGAGCUGGAAAAUCAUAUGAAAUCUCACACUGUAACUCCCAGUAAACAUAAAUGUAAUAUCUGUGAUGAGAUCUGUCCUUCUGCUACCACCUUGGCCGAACAUAAAUUGACUCAUUGUAAAGUUGUAACAGGAAGUACAUGUGUGGUAUGUAGAGUGGUUUUAAAAUCGGAAGAACAAUUUUUUGCUCAUGUUCAAAAACACAACAGUGGUUUACCCACUCCAUGCGUCGUUUGUCGACAGACAUUAAUGUCAGAUGUUGAAGUGCAAAUCCACGCCAGGUUUCAUUUGAAGAACUGCGAGACACUCUAUUCUUGUUGUGUGUGUACUAGACAAUUUGAAGCCAGCAAUCUUAUAAUCACAGGAAAACACGAAAGUAUGCAUACUUACAUGUGCAAAGAUUGUUUUCACAGCAAAACUGAAGAUCUUCGUUGCUCAGAAUGUCAAGUCAAAUUUGAAAGUAUUUCGGAACUAGAGAAACAUAAACUUACUCAUAAGAAAACAUAUCAGUGUAUUAAAUGUCAAAUGUCUUUUGAAACCGAAGGAGAGAUUCAGUUACACGUUGCGACUCACGUUCUUCAAGAAGGAACCAAUCACGAAUGCAAUCUGUGCCACAAAGUUUUCGAUUCUCCAGCCAAACUGCAGUGUCAUUUGAUAGAACACACGUUCGAAGGAUGCUCCAGUUAUGCGUGUUACAUUUGCAGUUCGGUCUUUACCACACCUCAUCUCAUCCAAUCACACAUGUUAGAUCACGGACUCAAUUCACGACCUUACGAUUGCAGCCAAUGCCAUCAAAGAUUCUUUUUUCGUGCAGAAUUAGAACAUCACGGGAUAGCACAUAGUCACUGUAAUCAAUUGCAGUGUCCCGAAUGUAACAAAGUCUUUGCAAAUUUUGUCAAUCUAAACAAUCAUCGAAAAAUUCACGAACAAAAAGGAGGAACUUUGAAGUGCUCUUUAUGUCCGGAAGUGUUCUACACGUCGGCCGAUAUGCAGCAACAUCACUUCAGGUGUCACAGCGAUACUGAUCUUCACGAAGGAAAGAAGUAUUUCCCGUGUACGGAAUGUGAAAAAGUAUUCCCUUGUAUGAGCAAUCUUCAAGGUCAUAUGAGAAUCCAUACGCAGGGAACUAAAUUCAUUUGCCCACAAUGUAAUAAAGAAUUUGCUCUUUCGAGGAAUCUCAAUAUCCACAUGCGAUCCCACAGUGGAGAAAAACCUUACGAAUGUCCAAUCUGUAAGAAACGAUUUGCCAGAAAGGAAAACAGAAAAGCUCAUUUAAAAUCGCACACGGGUCUUAAACCGUUCAUGUGUCCUCAUUGCGGAAAAACCUUUUCCAGAAAAUGUCACGUGAAAGAACACAUGAGGAUUCACAUAACUUCCACUACUCAUCCAUGCGAAAUGUGCAGUGAAACAUUUUCUUCCACACGACAAUUGAGACGACAUAUGGUGAAUGCUCAUCAAAAACAUUACGAUCACGUGUGUACCGUCUGCGGGGACGUAUUCGAACACGCCAAGAGCCUCGAUCAUCAUCUCCAAAAAGCUCAUCAAGUACUGACAACAUGCGUGGAAGACAAUUCGUUAGAGGAGAUGUCGGAGUCAUCGCCGGGUCAAAGUUCGUCUUCUGGUGACUUGAAAGAUCUAGAAAGUAGCGAAUGCAGUAGUAUGUUAGAAGAAGGAGCGGAGUCACCCGUUUCUGUCACUGAUGAUAGUGUAGUACCCCCGGCCGAGGCUAUGCAUACUUACAUGUGCAAAGAUUGUUUUCACAGCAAAACUGAAGAUCUUCGUUGCUCAGAAUGUCAAGUCAAAUUUGAAAGUAUUUCGGAACUAGAGAAACAUAAACUUACUCAUAAGAAAACAUAUCAGUGUAUUAAAUGUCAAAUGUCUUUUGAAACCGAAGGAGAGAUUCAGUUACACGUUGCGACUCACGUUCUUCAAGAAGGAACCAAUCACGAAUGCAAUCUGUGCCACAAAGUUUUCGAUUCUCCAGCCAAACUGCAGUGUCAUUUGAUAGAACACACGUUCGAAGGAUGCUCCAGUUAUGCGUGUUACAUUUGCAGUUCGGUCUUUACCACACCUCAUCUCAUCCAAUCACACAUGUUAGAUCACGGACUCAAUUCACGACCUUACGAUUGCAGCCAAUGCCAUCAAAGAUUCUUUUUUCGUGCAGAAUUAGAACAUCACGGGAUAGCACAUAGUCACUGUAAUCAAUUGCAGUGUCCCGAAUGUAACAAAGUCUUUGCAAAUUUUGUCAAUCUAAACAAUCAUCGAAAAAUUCACGAACAAAAAGGAGGAACUUUGAAGUGCUCUUUAUGUCCGGAAGUGUUCUACACGUCGGCCGAUAUGCAGCAACAUCACUUCAGGUGUCACAGCGAUACUGAUCUUCACGAAGGAAAGAAGUAUUUCCCGUGUACGGAAUGUGAAAAAGUAUUCCCUUGUAUGAGCAAUCUUCAAGGUCAUAUGAGAAUCCAUACGCAGGGAACUAAAUUCAUUUGCCCACAAUGUAAUAAAGAAUUUGCUCUUUCGAGGAAUCUCAAUAUCCACAUGCGAUCCCACAGUGGAGAAAAACCUUACGAAUGUCCAAUCUGUAAGAAACGAUUUGCCAGAAAGGAAAACAGAAAAGCUCAUUUAAAAUCGCACACGGGUCUUAAACCGUUCAUGUGUCCUCAUUGCGGAAAAACCUUUUCCAGAAAAUGUCACGUGAAAGAACACAUGAGGAUUCACAUAACUUCCACUACUCAUCCAUGCGAAAUGUGCAGUGAAACAUUUUCUUCCACACGACAAUUGAGACGACAUAUGGUGAAUGCUCAUCAAAAACAUUACGAUCACGUGUGUACCGUCUGCGGGGACGUAUUCGAACACGCCAAGAGCCUCGAUCAUCAUCUCCAAAAAGCUCAUCAAGUACUGACAACAUGCGUGGAAGACAAUUCGUUAGAGGAGAUGUCGGAGUCAUCGCCGGGUCAAAGUUCGUCUUCUGGUGACUUGAAAGAUCUAGAAAGUAGCGAAUGCAGUAGUAUGUUAGAAGAAGGAGCGGAGUCACCCGUUUCUGUCACUGAUGAUAGUGUAGUACCCCCGGCCGAGGCGUCCAGUUAAAUGUCACCAAAGCGAUCAUCACCAGCUGCCUUGUGUCUCUUUUUUGUUGUAUAUAUAUAUAUAUAUAAAAAUAUAUAUAAAUAUAACUAUUUAUACACUAGGUGUAUAUAGAACGGUUUACAAAAAAAAAGGGCUUCCUCAUCGUCGUUUAUGGAAUUUUUUAUUUAUGUAUUUAUUUUGGAGAAUUAUAAACGCGAUGUUAUGGAAGAUAACUAAGAAAACCCCCCUCGUGUGCACCAUUUUUACCCAACUGCACUGUUCGUGUUAAAAACACACACACAAACACACAAAAAAAGCCUCGAUACUGUUUGCAAAUUUUAAACAUUUAUGAGAAUGUUUCUAUAUCCAGUCUGUUGCGUAUCGUUGCAAAACACACUUUAAUUUAUUCGGCCCUCAAUAAAAUGUUGAAAGAUCGAGUUGAAAGUCAAAAUGUUAAAUUGUCAAAUGGACGAUAAUCUCUUUCGAACCUCUUAACACGGGAAUAUGGUUUUUAUCUUCGAUUCUAUCUUUUCAAUCAACCAAAAAAAUUGGAAUCACAUUCCUUAAUUUUGAUCGAAAAUGUAAAUGUUUAAUGGUUUUUAUAUAUUUUACAGAGGGUCCAAGAAAAGAAUGUGUACAAUUUUUAAACCUG